UCUGCUUUUUAUAAUAUUUGAAAUAUUUAACUUUCUUGCUGAAAGAAAAUGAGUGGAGACACCCAGUGCACAAUUUGCCACGCACUGAUCAAAGGGAGAAGACAUUCCUGACCACAGAAGCCUCGGCAACCCAGAUCAAAGGCAGAUGAGGAGGAAAUAACAUCUUCCUUGUCUGGAGUUCGAGAGCCCAGUCAUCGUCCUUCUGUCCGGCAGGCUCCACACUGAGAGACCAACGCUGUUGCAAGUUGCACCUUUCAUUCCUUAUUCCUAACCAUGUCAUUGCAGUGAUAUCAUCAAUUACGGAGCUACCUUUGAUCAUAAUAAAAGGAAUGCUUAUUUAGUUUAACCAUUUUUUUUGACAAUCUGACUAUUGGAUUUAGCUAAAUACGUAAGAUAGGGAGUAACAUAAAAAUAAUCUUUUUUACCUAUAUGUGAUUUUUUUUCAACAGCAACGUAUCCCAGCUGAACUUAACAUACUCGAUAUACAAAACAAGUAGUCAUGCCGCGUAGGAGUUCUCGUCUGCUCAGCUUAGGCUAUUACAACUCAGAUGAAGCGUUGGACCAAAGCAACAAGGCAAAAAUAACCUACCGUGAAAAACCUGUCAAGGUUUUCAAAAGGAAGCCAAGAACCCUCAGGGCUCGCCCCUUCAGCACCAUUUAUAGCAAUACUCCCUCUCCCAGCCAAGAGCAAGUCAUCACUGAAGGUCAAUCCGUUGAACUGACUCAGGCUUCAGUCAGCAAAUGGACAAUGAGGACGUUUGGUCUGUCUCUCAUAAUCACAGGACUCAUAAACAUGUUCCUCUUUAAUACCGUGUUUACCUUUCCCAAUUGUCCCAUGUGCCACGGACAUAACAUGCCACCAGUGGAAAAUCCGGCAGAUGUGCUUGCUGUUGUAGAAGCGAGGAUGCAGCAUCUUUUUGCAGAGAUGCAGCAGGAGAACGAACACCUUCUUUCCCAGAUGAAGAGAAUGGAGUUUGAGAUGUGUAAAGAUACACGUCCCAUGGCUGACAAAAUGCCUGAUUUUGCCCUGGAGAGUCAAGGUGCCAGAGUGAUGACUGACAGGAGUUCAAAGACAUAUCAUUCAGAGACAUUGUUUGGUUUCCCCAUUUGGAACACACGUAAUGGCCCAUACACUGUUAUUCAAGGAGAACCAGUGCUGCUCCCGGGGAAAUGUUGGGCCUUUAACGGCUCCCAAGGAACUCUUGUCAUCUCUCUCUCCCACCCAGUGCAGAUAACUCAUGUGACACUGGACCACCUGCCCCGCUUCCUCUCCCCCACUGGCCGCAUCCACUCUGCACCCAAAGACUUUGAAGUUUAUGGAAUAAAAAGUGACUCAGUGGAGAAAACACUGCUAGGGAUAUUCACCUAUGAUGAGAACGGAGUUUCGACGCAGACGUAUAAGCUUCCUGACCCCACAGAUGACUUUUAUAAACUUGUGGAGCUGCGUGUCCUCAGUAACUGGGGACAUGUCCAAUAUACGUGUCUUUACCGUUUCCGUGUACAUGGAGAGAUUGACACAAGCACAUUUCCACUGAAUGAAAGCAGCUCAUAUUACUUUUAACUUGAAGCUCCCACCGCAUGUUUUCCUCACCUUAUUGAUUUUAAGGGACUCAAAAUCACUUUAACUUGCCAUGUAUCCAAAUCAAUUCCUAACUUGUGUGUUCAUUAAAUUGUUGUUGAACAAUAUUACUACUUGUAGCCGGUUAGCUCAUUUCCCUGCUGGUAUGUAUGGGAGUUGUUGUCCCCAGGUGCA
Molecule: messenger RNA, 1753 nt
Organism: Solea solea (common sole)
Lineage: Eukaryota; Metazoa; Chordata; Actinopteri; Pleuronectiformes; Soleidae
Product: SUN domain-containing protein 3-like
Exons: 1
Coding region: 500-1561 (353 amino acids)
Biological process (GO): nuclear envelope organization
Cellular component (GO): meiotic nuclear membrane microtubule tethering complex; nuclear envelope
Molecular function (GO): protein-membrane adaptor activity
Source: RefSeq, a predicted model, not a curated record